Miscanthus lutarioriparius is the source of this 1323-nucleotide messenger RNA. The record is from the annotation of a GenBank genome assembly. NCBI's taxonomy places the organism in Eukaryota, Viridiplantae, Streptophyta, Magnoliopsida, Poales, Poaceae.
AUGUCGACUUCUCUGACCCUUCCAUCUGCAGAAAUUAGAAAACAGUUACACACCUGCUCCUACCAGUUAUUACGGUCCCCAGAGGUGAAGAGCUUUCUCCUCCUCAAUAUGCACCUUCAAGUAGCUUGGUGCGUUCAUGCAAUUGAUGGUGAAAACCCAUCUGAAACAUGUAUUGAUGAACUUUUAUCAAAGCAAAGCUCACUUUUUGAUCAACUCUAUUAUUAUUUAGUGGUCUGCAUCAUUACUGCAGAGAUGUGGUGCUUGUUUAAGAAGUCAAAAUAUUCUUCGACAAGACUAGAGAGUUUGGGUUAUCUCCCACAGUCAGAUAUGGUUCAAAGUUCUGGAAACUAUGUGAACAACAGCUCAAUAUAUCAGGUCUUGCUUUGGGACACACACUCCUGCCUUGAAUUGCAAAAUAGGGGUGUUUGCAUGAUCUUAGCAGUUUUACUAAAUGAAACAGAAGAUGAAGAUGCAAAUGAAGAAUAUAUUGAAGACACAAACAGGGAUGCUGUCAUGAUUGCAGCUGCAAAGCUAGUGCUCGCUGAUACAGUAUCAAAGGAUUAUCUUGGUCCAGAGAUUGUUUCUCACUAUAUAUCUCAUGGAGCAAGUACAACAGAGAUAAUCAAACAUCUAAUUACUUCUCUAAAGAAAAACACAAACUUUGACAUGGGAGCUCUAUUUUUUGAGGCGCUGAAAAGGGCAUAUGAACGUUACAUGGCCCAUGUUCAUGACGGAGAAAACCUAAUCCUGACUGGCAAGUCUUAUUCAGAAUGCCAAGAUCUUGCUAGUCGCCUUGCAGGGUCCUAUGUUGGGGCCGCUUUCGCAUUAAAAAAACAAGUCAGAUAUCCUGAAGAUUAUCCAAGAUGUCUGGCAGAUGUAGAGAAGAGGACUCAAGAUACCAAUAUGGUUGGAGAUCAAGGUGCUUGGCGCCCAUUUUUUACAUUCGUAGAGCACCUACGUGAUAAACAUGCGAAGAAUGAGGUUUUGCAUGGAAGAGGAAAAACCUGUGAAGGCGUGACAGGGGCCGUCCAAGAAAGUGGCGAGGAGUCUAUCAGUGCAUCUGACCAUCAGGGUCACGGUGAAGAUGACGACAGCGACGGCGAUGCAGAUCAGCCCUUAAUCAACACGAUCAGGUCUUCCACCGUCAAGCUACGAUCCUUGAAGGUCUCUCAACAGGGAACAAGCAGCCACAAAGGGGUCCUGGCCCAUCAGGUAGCAAUAGCUGAGAGGAUGCAUGCAGUACCGCAGAUUGCUGGUGAUGAUUCCCAGACUUUGGACGACAAAUUCAAGCAGCACAGUGGGCUGGCACUAACAUCAGUUUGA